GAUAAUCUCAAUAAAAUAUAAAAUUUUAACUAAUCUAAAAAAAUUAUAUUUAAAGAUUAAAAUUAAAGAUUAAAUAUGUCACAACAACAAGGCAGUGCUUUUAGCAUUGGAUCUUUAAUUUUAACUCCUAAACAAGAUGAUUAUUAUUGUUAUGAAGGUAAGGAAAUUUAUGUAACUUAAUUGUUAAAAAUCUUGAAAAUAACAGAAGCUUUAUUGAUUUUUAGAAAUGACAGAAACAGAAUUACGACAGAUACUUGAAACUAUUGUUUAUUCGAAUCUAUAUCUGAGGUUAGAAAAUGACAUUUUUGAACGAUACCUCGCACGUCGAGAUCCUGAUAGUUUUCAAAGUAAUUUUUUAACUUAAUGUGCGUUUAUUUUAAAUUAUUCUGAACUUUUUAUAUUUCCAUUUUAAUUAAUAUUUUCAGAUAAUAAAUACAUUUGAUGUUGAUAUUAACAAAUCUCUUUAAUCUUGUUUAGAAAUGGCACAAAUUUUAGAAACCGCUAAGCGCCUACAGAAAAUCGCGCCUCAACACGGUCGCGCGUCACCCGUUAUGAGCGUAACCGGAAGUCUUGUGAAUGAUCGCGACAAAGAUUCAGUGAGCAUUGCAAGCGUGCGAUCCGGAAGUCGACACGUCACGCCAAGUCUUUUAACAGCCAGGGCACCAACGGGAAGAACAAAGUUCGUCCGCUAUAAUUUCUGUCACAAUUUUUUUCUUUUUAGUUACAAUUACGAUUAUCUCUUGUUGAAUUGUAGAAUCACGUAUAUGGUUCGUAUCGAGAUGACAAAUAUCGAGAUUCGGGAAUUACAGAUGGAACUGGAAAAACUUGAACAGUCGUCGAAAAAGAAAAAGAUAUAUCUGCGAGCGCGAAUGGAAGAAAAUCACAUUAACAUUCGUGAAACUUGUAAAACUAGGGAGGAAUUUGAGCAGAAUGUUGUACAGAAAGGCGCAGAUAGCAUUACAGGGAAGAUACCAGCUGAGAAGUUUAUCAGGUGUUAUCAUUAACAUCCCACAAUUAUAUAUUAACUCCUCGAUAAUUGUGUAAACAGAUCUGAUAAAGACAUACAAGAGACUUAAGUUUAUCGUGUAGAUUUAUAGAAGAAUGGUUAAAAGUAGUCGACAUCAUAACAGAACAAAUCAGAUUGAAGAUGACCACCAUAAAGUGCCAGAUAAGAAGAGUUCAGUUGCAGCUGAAGCAGAGAAAAGAACUGGGCGAGGCU
Molecule: messenger RNA, 1219 nt
Organism: Monomorium pharaonis (pharaoh ant)
Lineage: Eukaryota; Metazoa; Arthropoda; Insecta; Hymenoptera; Formicidae
Exons: 1
Coding region: 480-1004 (174 amino acids)
Source: RefSeq, a predicted model, not a curated record